Molecule: messenger RNA, 772 nt
Organism: Oreochromis aureus
Lineage: Eukaryota; Metazoa; Chordata; Actinopteri; Cichliformes; Cichlidae
Product: lactose-binding lectin l-2-like
Exons: 3
Coding region: 244-741 (165 amino acids)
Molecular function (GO): signaling receptor activity
Source: RefSeq, a predicted model, not a curated record
UAAGAACUUUGUGCCGGUACUGUUGAGGCACCAGAACCUGCCUAGACACAUUCCAACCCAGAUCACCAGCUGCAGGCGGAUACCAGUGGAGGGUUCUGGUCAGUUUGGCCAGUGAUGUCACACCAGCAGUAAAAACACCCUCUCAGGCAGCUAUAAAAGAAAGCAGCAUGAACUCUUUGGAGGAAUCCUGUACAAAGAAGCUUCAGCAGCUCCUCAUCACACUUUGAGACUUAAAGCUCCAACAUGAUCUUGCUCCUCUUCUUGUUCGGUCUGGCUCUGGGUGCUCCUUCUGAGUCUCCUUCUGAUGGCAGUGAAGUGAAGCUACAGCUUGGUAACUGUCCUCUGUCGUUCUGGUACAGUUUCAAUGGCCGCUGCUACAAAUAUGUGGCCACACACAUGAGCUGGGCUGAAGCAGAGCUCUACUGUGUGUCACAGCGAGCCAACCUGGUGUGUAUCCACAGUGAGGAGGAAGAGGAGUUUGUUAAAUCAUUAAUUAAGAACUUUGAUCAUGCUGAGCGAUACACCUGGAUUGGACUGAGUGACAUCCAUAAAGAAGGCAGAUGGAUGUGGUCUGAUGGUUGUGCAGUGAGUUUCGUCUACUGGCAUGCAGGACAACCAGACAAUGCUGAAACAAUUGAACACUGUGUUCACACUAACUAUUCAAACUUAAAGAAGUGGAAUGAUUACUCUUGUUCUCUCAUUUUACCUUCUGUUUGUGCAACACGAAUAACCUGCCCUUAGAAACUAAAAUGUAUAUUUUCCCUGCAUUGUA